Messenger RNA from Nycticebus coucang (slow loris), 2803 nucleotides. RefSeq names its product glutathione synthetase (gene GSS). Gene Ontology annotation, cellular component: cytosol. The transcript is spliced from 14 exons. The record is from RefSeq and is a predicted model, not a curated record. Bases 1000 to 2424 code for a protein of 474 amino acids. Gene Ontology annotation, molecular function: glutathione binding; ATP binding; glutathione synthase activity. Lineage: Eukaryota; Metazoa; Chordata; Mammalia; Primates; Lorisidae. Gene Ontology annotation, biological process: glutathione biosynthetic process.
ACUUGAGGGAGGGGUCUGGAGAGCGAUCGGAACCCCGGAGGCUGGGAGAUCUUAUGGCUCAAACCUGUCGCACCCACGGGGAAACUGGUGUCCAGUGAGGGGGUUGGGCUAGCUUGUGUUGACACCAGAUUUUCUAGAUCUUUUGCUACUUGAUCGGGCUGACGUUGGGGACACCUUGCCAGUGAGGGUAGAACCUGAGUUAAAGAAUCACCGGGGAGCGAUUAGAUCCAAACUUUCUACGAGGGUGGGAGCGAGGAGGCCGGUGGGGCAGGCCUAGGCAGGCACUGGCCUCGCCUUAAGGAUUAAAGUCCUACCAGUUUCCUGUGGGCGUCUUAAGGCUUUCGUCUGUCAUUCAUUCGUAGUUCAUUCAUUAGCGUUCAUUGAAUACAGUUCUAGGCGCCAGUCAUAGGUAGAAAAGUGAUGAAGACGAACACUGUUCCUACAAUACAGGGAUAAGAAAUGGGCUAUACAAGUCCUGGGCGUAGAGGAACAAACAAAAUAGUGAACGCUGGGGAGGACUGGUGGAGAGUGUUCCAAAGAGAAAGUCGCAUGUGCCAAGACCUGGGAGGGGCAGAGAAGCUGGCGUAUCCCAGUCACUGAAGAUACCUCUGAAUUUAGUGCUCGGAGAAGAGAUGAUCAUUAGCCGGGCUAGGAAGUGGUGAGGCAAAGAAACGAAGGAAUUCAAAGUACUGUAUAUAUAUAUUUAGGCAGCAGAAUCCAUAGGAUGGGAAGGCGGAGUGAAAUGUGAGAAAGAAGUACUGCAUACCUCAGCGGGGUUCAUCACAAGAGAAGCCGGAUUUGUGGGGACAUGACAAGUUCUACUCUGGUUUGGUGGAGACUCCCAGGAAGCAAUAGGAUAUUCUGGUUUGAAGACUUGUUGAACUAAAAUGUCUGGAGUGGGACCAAGGAAUCUGUGUUCUUUCCCAUGCUCCCCAGAAUGUUCAGCCAGGUUUGGAAAUCACUGACCGACCGCCAGUCCCCUGCUUCACAGGUGUUGGGAUGGCAACCAGCUGGGAGAGCCUCUUGCUGGAUGAGCAGCAGCUGGAGGAGCUGGCACGACAGGCUGUGGACCGGGCCCUGGCUGAAGGAGUGUUACUGAGGACCUCACAGGAGCCCAGCUCCUCGGAUGUGGUGAGCUACGCUCCAUUCACGCUCUUCCCCUCAGUGGUCCCUGGGGCCCUGAUGGAGCAAGCCUAUGCUGUGCAGAUGGACUUCAACCUGCUAGUGGAUGCCGUCAGCCAGAAUGCUGCCUUCCUUCAGCAAACGCUCUCCAGCACCAUCAAAAGGGAUGACUUUACCGCACGUCUCUUUGAUAUCCACAAGCAAGUCCUGGAAGAGGGCAUUGCCCAGACUGUGUUCCUGGGCCUGAACCGCUCAGACUACAUGUUCCAGCGCAGCGCAAAUGGCUAUCCAGCCCUGAAACAGAUUGAAAUCAACACCAUCUCUGCCAGCUUCGGGGGCCUAGCCUCCCGGACCCCAGCUGUGCAUCGACAUGUUCUCAAUGUCCUGAACAAGACCAAAGAAGCUGCCAAGAUCCUCUCCAAUAAUCCCAGCAAAGGACUAGCCAUGGGAAUUGCCAAAGCCUGGGAGCUCUACGGCUCAGCCAAUGCUCUAGUGCUACUGAUUGCCCAAGAGAAGGAAAGGAAUAUAUUUGACCAGCGUGCCAUAGAGAAUGAGCUACUGGCCAGGAACAUCCACAUGAUCCGGCGAAGAUUUGAAGAUGUCUCUGCAAAGGGGUCCUUGGACCAAGACCGAAGGCUGUUUCUGGAUGGCCAGGAAGUUGCUGUGGUUUACUUCCGGGAUGGCUACAUGCCGAGUCAGUACAGUGUGCAGAACUGGGAAGCACGCCUGCUGCUGGAGAGGUCACGUGCUGUCAAGUGCCCAGACAUUGCUACUCAGCUGGCUGGGACUAAGAAGGUACAGCAGGAGCUGAGCAGGGUGGGCAUGCUGGAGAUGUUGCUCCCUGACCAGCCUGAGGCCGUGGCCCGCCUCCGUGCCACCUUUGCUGGCCUCUACUCACUGGACAUGGGUGAAGAAGGGGACCAAGCCAUCACUGAGGCCCUUGCUGCCCCUAGCCGGUUUGUGCUAAAGCCCCAGAGAGAGGGUGGAGGUAACAACUUGUAUGGGGAGAAAAUGGUGCAGGCCUUGGAGCAGCUGAAGGACAGUGAGGAGAGAGCCUCCUACAUCCUCAUGGAGAAGAUUGAACCUGAGCCUUUUUGGAAUUGCUUGCUACGGCCUGGCAGCCCUGCCCAAGUGGUCCAAUGCAUCUCAGAGCUGGGCAUCUUUGGAGUCUAUGUCAGGCAGGGAAAGACACUAGUGAUGAAUAAGCACGUGGGGCAUCUACUUCGAACCAAAGCCAUCGAGCAUGCAGAUGGUGGUGUGGCAGCAGGAGUGGCAGUCCUGGACAACCCAUACCCUGUGUGAGGAGGGUACAACCAGGCCAGCUCGGACUUUGCUCAGAGGCCUCCUAUUCCCUGUACUUGUCAUUCCUCUCCUAUGCCUCUUGAGGGGCUAUCCUCAUAGAAGGGUAAAUGAUGAUACCUUCUCUCAUCUCUCUAUGUGAGUACCAGAAAAGCUCUAUUUUCCUUAGAUGAGAUCUCGAGGCCCCCAAAUCUUUGGGAUGUGGGUACAGCUGAAGGGAAGCUGCUCUGAUGUAAAGGGCCAUAAACCCUGCCCCAGCCUCUCAUCAGCCUUUUCAGUGAGUUCCAGUGCCUGACUUGGGGGAGAACCGAGUGGUAGGAGAGGAAGUGGAGGGGCAUAGCUUUUCUCCGUCUCUGCCUUAAAUAAAACUGCAUUGCUGAUU